Molecule: messenger RNA, 4495 nt
Organism: Vigna angularis (adzuki bean)
Lineage: Eukaryota; Viridiplantae; Streptophyta; Magnoliopsida; Fabales; Fabaceae
Product: pleiotropic drug resistance protein 1-like
Exons: 24
Coding region: 136-4485 (1449 amino acids)
Cellular component (GO): membrane
Molecular function (GO): ATP hydrolysis activity; ATP binding; ABC-type transporter activity
Source: RefSeq, a predicted model, not a curated record
GCAAGAAACCAUUUCCAUUUAUGUCAUUCGUUCUUAAACCAGAAACAGGUGGAUUAAUUCAUUGCAUUGCAUGCACAUCACAAGUUUAUCAUAAACUCUCCAUAUCAGAAUUAGCUUCCUUGUAUGAGUUGAAAGAUGGAAAAUGAUGAACUGAGAGCUGCAAGUGCACGCAUAGGGAGCUCCAGCGUGUGGAGAAGCAGUGGUGUUGAUGUGUUUUCAGGGUCUUCAAGAAGAGAAGAGGAUGAACAAGAGCUUAAAUGGGCUGCCAUUGAGAAACUUCCCACGUAUCUACGCAUGACUAGGGGCAUUCUCACCGAGGCUGAAGGCCAACCUCCUACGGAGAUUCAUAUAAACAAACUUGGUCCACUUCAGAGGAAGAACUUGGUGGAGAGGCUUGUCAAGAUUGCAGAACAAGAUAAUGAGAAGUUCUUGUUCAAGUUAAGAGACCGCAUUGAUCGUGUUGGACUUGAAAUUCCCACUAUUGAAGUCCGUUUUGAGCACUUGAAUGUUGAGGCAGAAGCUCAUGUGGGAAGCAGAGCACUACCUACAAUCUUUAACUUCUGCAUUAAUUUGUUGGAGGGGUUCCUCAAUUCUCUUUACCUUAUUCCCAGUCGAAAGAAGCCAUUCACAGUUCUUGAUGAUGUCAGCGGAAUCAUCAAGCCUAAAAGAAUGACACUUCUUUUAGGCCCUCCAAGCUCUGGAAAGACCACAUUAUUGUUGGCACUGGCUGGAAGACUUGGCAAAGAUCUAAAAUCUUCGGGGCGAGUUUUGUAUAAUGGUCGUGGGAUGGAGGAAUUUGUGCCUCAGAGAACAUCGGCUUACAUAAGUCAAACUGAUCUACACAUAGGAGAAAUGACAGUGAGAGAAACAUUGGCCUUUUCAGCAAGGUGUCAAGGGAUUGGAACGCGUUAUGACAUGCUGGCAGAACUGUCAAGAAGAGAGAAGGCUGAAAACAUUAAGCCAGAUCCUGAUCUUGAUAUUUAUAUGAAGGCAGCAGCACUUGAAGGCCAAGAAACCAAUGUGGUUACUGAUUAUAUAAUGAAGAUUUUGGGACUAGAAGUUUGUGCGGAUACCAUGGUAGGGGAUGACAUGAUUCGGGGUAUUUCUGGCGGACAGAAGAAAAGAGUCACAACUGGUGAGAUGCUAGUUGGACCAGCAAGAGCACUUUUCAUGGAUGAAAUUUCAACUGGUUUAGACAGUUCCACCACAUUCCAAAUGGUUAAUUCUCUAAGACAAUCUAUCCACAUUCUGAAUGGAACAGCUGUGAUCUCUCUUCUCCAGCCAGCACCAGAAACUUACGAGUUAUUUGAUGAUAUUAUUCUCCUCUCAGAUGGUCAAAUUGUGUAUCAGGGUCCAAGGGAAAAUGUGCUUGAGUUCUUUGAAUACAUGGGGUUCAAAUGUCCAGAGAGGAAAGGAGUAGCAGAUUUUUUACAAGAAGUAACAUCAAGAAAAGACCAAGAACAAUAUUGGGCAAGUAAAGAUGAGCCAUACAUCUUCGUCACUGUUAGAGAGUUUGCUGAGGCAUUUCAGUCGUUUCACAUUGGUCGAAAGCUUGGUGAUGAACUUGCCACCCCAUUUGACACGUCCAAAGGCCACCCUGCUGUGUUAACAAAGAACAAGUACGGUGUUAGCAAGAAGGAGCUCUUGAAGGCUUGCGUGUCCAGAGAAUUCUUACUUAUGAAAAGGAAUUCGUUUGUCUAUAUUUUCAAGAUGUGGCAAUUAAUUUUAACGGGGUUCAUAACAAUGACACUGUUCCUGAGAACUGAGAUGCACCGGGAUACUGAAACUGAUGGUGGUAUCUUUAUGGGUGCAUUGUUCUUCGUACUAAUUGUGAUUAUGUUCAAUGGAUACUCCGAGCUAUCCAUGUCCAUCAUGAAACUUCCCGUUUUCUAUAAGCAAAGGGACCUUCUCUUUUUUCCUUCUUGGGCAUAUUCUCUGCCUACAUGGAUCCUUAAGAUUCCUAUAACCUUAGUGGAAGUUGGUAUUUGGGUUGUGAUGACUUACUAUGUAAUAGGAUUUGAUCCUAGUAUUGAAAGGUUCAUCAAGCAGUACUUUCUGCUUGUUUGUAUCAACCAGAUGGCAUCUGGACUUUUUCGAUUUAUGGGGGCAGUUGGGAGGAACAUCAUCGUUGCAAACACAGUUGGGUCAUUUGCUUUACUUGCAGUUAUGGUCAUGGGUGGAUUUAUCCUAUCUAGAGUUGAUGUGAAGAGGUGGUGGCUGUGGGGUUACUGGUUCUCGCCCAUGAUGUAUGCACAGAACGCUAUAGCUGUUAAUGAAUUUCUCGGAAAGAGUUGGUUACAUGUACCCCCAAAUUCAACAGAACCAUUAGGAGUGAAGGUGUUGAAGUCAAGAGGGAUAUUCCCUGAAGCAUACUGGUAUUGGAUUGGUGUUGGAGCUUCCAUUGGAUACAUGUUACUGUUCAACUUCCUUUUCCCCUUGGCAUUGCAAUAUCUUGACCCAUUUGACAAACCCCAAGCUUUAAUAUCAGAAGAAGCCUUAGCUGAGAGAAAUGCAGGCAGAAAGGAACACAUCAUUGAAUUAUCGUCUAGAUUCAAAGGCUCUUCUGAUAAAGGGAAUGAAAAUCGCAAAAGUGUGUGCUCCAGAACUCUGUCAGCAAGAGUUGGCAGCAUUGGUGCAAGCAAGCAUAACACAAAGCGAGGGAUGGUUCUUCCUUUCACACCCCUUUCUAUUACUUUUGAUGAAAUCAGAUAUGCGGUGGAGAUGCCACAGGAAAUGAAGAACCAAGGCAUUCUUGAAGAUCGACUUGAACUGUUGAAGGGUGUCAAUGGAGCUUUUAGACCAGGAGUUCUGACAGCUCUGAUGGGUGUAAGUGGGGCUGGUAAAACAACUUUAAUGGACGUGUUAUCUGGAAGGAAAUCAGCAGGUUAUAUUCAAGGGCAAAUCACUAUAUCCGGUUACCCUAAAAAGCAAGAAACUUUUGCUCGCAUUGCAGGAUACUGUGAACAGACCGAUAUCCACUCUCCCCAUGUUACAGUGUAUGAGUCUUUGGUUUAUUCUGCAUGGCUUCGGUUACCACUUGACGUUGAUUCUGCAACUAGAAAGAUGUUCAUUGAGGAAGUUAUGGAGCUGGUAGAGCUGACUUCACUGAGAGAAGCCUUGGUGGGAUUACCAGGAGUGAAUGGCCUAUCCACGGAGCAGCGAAAGAGGUUAACAAUUGCAGUUGAACUUGUUGCCAAUCCAUCUAUUAUAUUCAUGGAUGAACCUACCUCUGGCCUUGAUGCCAGAGCUGCUGCUAUAGUUAUGAGGACAGUGAGGAAUACAGUGGAUACCGGGCGAACCGUGGUCUGCACAAUCCACCAGCCUAGCAUUGAUAUAUUUGAUGCUUUUGAUGAGCUACUUCUGUUGAAGCGUGGAGGUGAGGAAAUAUAUGUGGGGCCUCUAGGCCAACAUUGUUCUCAACUGAUCAGCUACUUUGAGGGAAUUAAUGGGGUGCCAAAGAUUAAGAAUGGUUAUAAUCCUGCCACUUGGAUGUUGGAGGUUACUUCAGAAGCACAAGAAGCAGCUCUUGAAGUUAACUUCACUGAAAUAUACAAGAAUUCUGACCUAUAUAGGAGAAACAAGGCCUUGAUAAGGGAACUUAGCACACCUCCAGCAGGUUCCAAAGACUUGUACUUCCCCACAAAGUACUCACAGACUUUCUUCACUCAAUGCAUGGCUUGCCUUUGGAAACAACACCUAUCAUACUGGAGAAAUCCCCCAUACAGUGCAGUGAGACUUUUAUUCACAACAAUCAUAGCCUUACUGUUUGGGACAAUAUUUUGGGAUAUCGGCUCUAAAAGGCAAAGAAGACAGGAUAUAUUUAAUGCAAUGGGGUCCAUGUAUGCUGCAGUGCUCUUCAUCGGGAUACAAAAUUCUACAUCUGUGCAACCUGUUGUAGCCAUAGAGAGAACAGUCUUCUACAGAGAAAGAGCUGCUGGAAUGUACUCAGCUUUACCAUACGCAUUUGGACAGGUUGCCAUUGAGAUCCCAUACAUACUCAUACAGACCCUCGUGUAUGGGGUGAUAGUGUAUGCUAUGAUUGGGUUUGAUUGGACACUGAGCAAGUUCUUUUGGUAUAUCUUCUUCAUGUUCUUCACCUUUUUAUACUUCACCUUCUAUGGCAUGAUGGCUGUGGGUCUUACGCCGGAUCACAACGUUGCUGCUAUAGUUUCCUUUGGGUUCUACAUGAUAUGGAACCUCUUCUCAGGAUUUGUGAUUCCAAGAACAAGGAUGCCAGUGUGGUGGAGAUGGUACUUUUGGAUCUGUCCUGUGUCUUGGACCUUGUAUGGAUUGGUUACUUCACAAUUUGGUGACAUAAAAGAGCGCAUAGAGAGUGGAGAGAGUGUGGAAGAGUUUGUUAGGAGUUACUUUGGGUAUAGAGAUGACUUUGUAGGUGUAGCUGCUGCUGUGCUUGUUGGGUUUUCACUACUUUUUGGAUUUACCUUUGCCUUCUCAAUCAAGGCAUUCAAUUUCCAAAAGAGAUGAACACUUUACU